UUGUCUUUUAUUUUGCCAAAUGCCAGUGGAUCGAGUCAUCCCUUUCUUUGUGAGGAGGUAGGUUUGUUUUUUAAGAUUAUAAUUUCGUUUUUGAAUCUAAAAGGAGGCUUUGGAUUUAUAGAUGUAGAUGAGUCGUCUAUAAAUUUUGAUUAAUAAAGGAACUGCUCUCUGUGUGUGAAAGCUUACUCAAGAAUACCCUCGUCAUUAACCAAAGAAAUCUUGAAUGUGUACAAAUUGGCAUAUAAGAGAAAGAUGCAUCAGUUCAAAGAUUGUUCCAGACACAUUUUGAUUCAGUGGCUAGGACAAUCCGCCAGCCUUUUGUUUUAUAAGCCUAAUUACCAAGAAAAUGAACAGCAUAAAACCUUACUCUCUUGUCCACUCCUAAGGUCACUGGCUAUAUAAUAAUUAUAUGCAUUCAUGUUCAUAACACAAUCACUUAAAGUGGGAGACACAGAUUUAUUGCACAACCAAAUUCUAAUGACAAACAGAAACACUUCAUGCUUUUGUUUUCUUUCCUUAUUGCUGGCCAAUCUGGCCUUUCACUUGGCUGAUGCUGCUGUACCAGCCAUAUUUGUAUUUGGUGACUCAACUGUUGAUGUUGGUACAAAUAAUUUCAUACCCGAGUGCCGAGGAAAGGCGAACUUCCUGUAUUAUGGGAUUGAUUAUCCCGGUUCGGUGCCUACUGGAAGGUUCAGCAAUGGCUAUAAUUCUGCUGACAGUAUCGCUAAGCUCUUUGGUUUUAAGAAGAGCCCGCAAUCCUUUUUUUAUCUUCUCAAUCAAACAUCGAGUUUCAAGCACAACAUACGCUGUGGUGUCAAUUUUGCAUCAGGAGGCUCAGGGAUUAUCGACACCACCGGAUUCCAAUUAUUUACGAAGGUCGUGCCGAUGAGAGAGCAGAUUCAACAAUUUUCAACAGUUUGUGGAAAUCUCACAGAAAUAUUGGGUACAGAAGCUGCUGCUGAUAUGCUAUCUAAGUCAUUGUUUCUCAUCAGUGUUGGAGGCAAUGACCUCUUUGAAUAUCAGCUAAAUAGGUCUAAGAAUGACCCUAAUCUGCCUGAGGCACAAGAGCUGCUACGCAUUCUAUCAUCAAUAUAUCAAAUUCAUCUACGGAGUUUGUACGACUUAGGGGCUCGGAAAUUCGGCAUUGUAGGCAUCGCACCAAUCGGAUGCUGUCCGCUAGAGCGUGCUCUUGGAACUGGUGAAUGCAACAAGGAAAUGAAUGAUUUGGCUCAAGCAUUCUUCAAUGCCACUGAGAUCCUCUUACUAAAUUUAACCUCUCAAGUUCAAGACAUGAAGUACUCUCUUGGAAAUCUUUAUGAGAUAGCUUAUGAGGUCCUUCAAAACCCACGAUCCGUCGGUUUCAAGGAGGCGCAAACAGCAUGCUGUGGGAAUGGAAGCUACAAUGCUUCCCCAUGUAAUCGAGAUGCAAAGCUUUGUCCGCAUCGUCGAGAGUACGUAUUCUGGGAUGCAAUUCACCCAACUGAGCGAGCAGCCAAAUUAGCAGCCCGAGCCCUCUUUGGUGGAGGAGCAAAAUAUGCAACACCUGUGAAUUUUAGCCAGUUGAUAGGGGAUUAA
Molecule: messenger RNA, 1575 nt
Organism: Populus nigra (black poplar)
Lineage: Eukaryota; Viridiplantae; Streptophyta; Magnoliopsida; Malpighiales; Salicaceae
Product: GDSL esterase/lipase At5g55050-like
Exons: 5
Coding region: 418-1575 (385 amino acids)
Molecular function (GO): hydrolase activity, acting on ester bonds
Source: RefSeq, a predicted model, not a curated record